Molecule: messenger RNA, 1886 nt
Organism: Mercurialis annua (annual mercury)
Lineage: Eukaryota; Viridiplantae; Streptophyta; Magnoliopsida; Malpighiales; Euphorbiaceae
Product: putative tRNA pseudouridine synthase
Exons: 8
Coding region: 125-1636 (503 amino acids)
Biological process (GO): mRNA pseudouridine synthesis; tRNA pseudouridine synthesis
Cellular component (GO): nucleus
Molecular function (GO): RNA binding; pseudouridine synthase activity
Source: RefSeq, a predicted model, not a curated record
AAUGGAACCGUCCGUGAGUAGCUGAGUUGGUUUACGAGCCUAGUGCAAAGUGAUAUCAUAGCAGUAGCACAAAUUGAUAAGGCAAAAACUUAAUAUCAGCUCUCUCAAUCACUCCAUUUGAAACAUGGCAAUGUCUUCACUGCGAUUCCCGCUCUAUCCAUUACUUCUCCUCAAAAACCCAACAAAAUUUUCCUUCAAUUUUCCGAUAAUACCAAUACUACCCUCCAACCUCAGCAUAUCGUCUUCUUAUAAUCUAUGUUCCCUUCCAUCUUUUCUAACGCAUAAAUGGGUACCCUUUCGUAAGAAAAAAGUUGUGUUACGGGUUGGCUAUGUUGGCUCCGAUUACAGAGGUCUUCAGAAGCAACAAGAUGAUCAUUCUUUAUCAACUGUUGAAGCUGAAUUGGAACGAGCUAUUUUUGAGGCUGGUGGAAUUCUUGAUAGUAAUUAUGGGAAAUUGCAAAAAAUUGCAUGGGGAAGAAGUAGUCGCACUGAUAAAGGAGUUCACUCAUUAGCGACCGUGAUAUCUUUGAAGAUGGAGAUACCUGAAACUGCAUGGAAGGAUGAUCCUAAUGGCAUUGCUCUUGCGGAACGUGUUAAUCAUUAUCUUCCUGAAACUAUCAGAAUUUUCAGCAUUUUGCCCUCACAGAAGAACUUUGAUCCUAGAAGAGAAUGUGACCUACGGAAAUAUUCCUACCUUCUUCCUGCUGAAAUUAUUGGGAUCAAAAGUCACUUUACUGCUGCUGAAAUUGAUAACCACAUAUCAGACUUCAAUGAUAUAUUAAAUACCUUUGAGGGAGAUCAUCCCUUCCAUAAUUAUACAAUACGGGCCAAAUACAGGAAACAACUUUCAGCUUCUAAAACUGGGAGUUUGUUAAUGAAAGCAGGAUCAUCUGGUGAGAGAUCAGCCUCUGAAUCUGAAAUUUGUGAUAUAGAAGGAAAUUGUGGAAGUGAUGAUACGGUUAAUGAGAAUCACAAGGAAUCAAUUCAAGACUCCAGCCUUGGUUUUCAGAAUGGGGAUGUAUUGAAAGACCAACAAUCCGAUGCAGCAAAGUGUGCCAGAUGGCUGUAUGAACCUGAUGAAAAAGAUAGAAUAGGUGCUUCCCACUUUAGAAAGAUAUUUCGCUCUUCUUGUGGAAAGGUGGAGACAUCAAAUGGAUUCAAAUUUGUUGAAAUUUCUAUAUGGGGAGAGUCCUUCAUGUUACACCAGAUUCGCAAAAUGGUUGGCACUGCUGUAGCAGUAAAGCGGAAGUUACUUCCCAGAGAUAUUAUAGCACUCUCAUUGAUAAAGUUUUCUAGGGUUGUCCUACCACUUGCUCCAUCUGAAGUUCUGGUUUUAAGGGGCAAUAGCUUUCUUAUGAGAAGAAGACCUCAUCUUGGAUCACGGCCUGAGAUGCUGACAAUCGUUGAAUCAGAAGAAAUUGUGAAGGUGGCCGACGAGUUCUAUACUAAUGUAAUGCUGCCUCAAAUGUCAAAAUUCUUGGACCCUUGCAGCUAUCCUUGGAAGGAAUGGGUCGAAAAGUUGGACGAGCAUACACAUAUUCCAGAUGCAGAAUUGGACCAAAUCAGGAAUGCUUGGCAAGUUUGGAAGGAAAACUUUAAGGCUAAAACAAGUGCAGCAUCACUUGUUAAUGAGUGAGAGCAACAAAGACGUCUACAAUCUACAUAUUGCUGCAACGAAUCACACUUGUUUUUAAUUGACUUCUACUUGCCGUGCAGCAAUACCGGAAUAAGAGAUUUUCUAAUAGUAUCAGGGCAUAUCUAACGUUGGCAAUUGUUGCUGGCAUGCCAUGCUUUGAUUACAAACUGAAACUGGAUUUUCUGUUCUGGUUCCAAAUUGUUUCUGUACUACAUAGUGAUGACACCAUAUUUAACUUUUUUUUAGAAUA